UGAAAAGGGAGGCGGGGGAUGGAAGCGGCAUGGAAGACAGCAACGGCGCGCACGGAAGGGACAUGGAGGAGAGGGGAGAGCGGCUGGUCAAAGGCGCGACCCGGGCCCUGGAGCAAGAGGUGGUCUACAACAUGGGCCGGGCGUUUCACCAGGCGGGGCUACUGCACAUGGCGGUGCCCUUCUACCAAGACGCUCUCACCAUUUUUGACAGGUAUCAAGAGGAGCUGAGAACGGUGGAUGGCAAGGGACACGUCACACGAGAGGCGGCCUGGAACUUGGUGUGUAUUUACAGGGAGGGGGAAUGCCGGGAGUUGGCGCGUCUGGUGGUGGGAAGGUAUUUGAGAAUGGACAGGGGCACGGGGAUCGAAUAGGGGGUGCGCGAAGCAGGGUGGCACCAAUUAUGUGGACAGCCGCGAGCGAUCUACCUCGGUCUGUACAGAAACGAGGACCAGAAGCCUGUCUCUGGGCAAGACGAACUAGUCGACGGGGCUGACGGAAGCCGCCGCACCAUUAAGUGAGAGUAA
Molecule: messenger RNA, 524 nt
Organism: Nannochloropsis gaditana CCMP526
Product: transcription factor iiic-gamma subunit
Exons: 1
Biological process (GO): transcription by RNA polymerase III
Cellular component (GO): transcription factor TFIIIC complex
Source: RefSeq, a predicted model, not a curated record